Messenger RNA from Paramormyrops kingsleyae, 5256 nucleotides. RefSeq names its product epsin 2 (gene epn2). NCBI's taxonomy places the organism in Eukaryota, Metazoa, Chordata, Actinopteri, Osteoglossiformes, Mormyridae. Gene Ontology annotation, molecular function: phospholipid binding; clathrin binding. Gene Ontology annotation, biological process: endocytosis. The record is from RefSeq and is a predicted model, not a curated record. Gene Ontology annotation, cellular component: plasma membrane; endosome; clathrin vesicle coat.
GAGCUUAGGGGCGGAGCGAAGAAGUAAUAUUCCUGCAACUUGGUGUUGGAUCAUUUCACACAAAGAAUGGAAGUUGUAUGUAAUAUGGGUAUAAUAUGACAACUCAAUCAUUUGUAUUGCAUUUGUAUGGGCGCCACUGUAUUCUGUCACAUGUAAGAAAGACAUUACGUAUUUUUUCUGUAAUUUGAAAAGAUCCCUGUAGUCUCCAGAUCCUUCGAGGAGCUGUACGUUUGGGAUUUUUUUGCCUGGCACUGAAAAACGUGGCGUUCUCCUAUAUCUGUGCGUUUUACAAACUCAUAGGGGGAGAGGGUCAAAGUCGCAGGCUGGGCUGCUCGUUCGGCAGCGUUUUAAAGGGAUAUACAGUGAAAUAAUUACGAUCAUAGAUUUAUUAUCACUGUUGUUAUUCGCUCGGCAAGGCAGUGGAUUGAUCACACCCUUGGCCGCCCGCCCCUCCCCGAAAGAGCGUCCGUCGGUGCGCCAUGUUGGAUUGUGUGGGUGUCACACCGAGGAGUGUGCGGAGGAUCAGGGAGACGUGCGGGGAAGCUCGGCCGGCCGCGACACGCUGCUCUCACUUUCACAUCUGAAGCCCCCAAAACAAGACCCACGCCUUCAAGUUCGCCCACGUUAUUUUCUGUAGUUGCAUUGCAAGCUAAAGCCAAAAGUUAUGGCUCGUAUUUCAGCAGUGAGGAGUGCCCCCGCCUCGAGUGGAGCGCACUGGUAAUGGAGGAAUUUGCCAUAUCCCUGCACUUUUCUGUGUGGAAAUGUUCUUGACAAGCCCCAGCCAAGACAACCCCGGAAUAUAGCUAUAAAGCAUUUGGAAAAACAAAGGGGAUUUAAAACAAGAUUCUUCUGACGACAACAUUGUAAUAUAAACGCUCUUCCCCCCCCCCCCCCCUCCUCGAAACAAACCCUUGAGACGUCUGACUUUCUACCUUAAGAGCAUUGCUGGUAAGUGCAACCAUGCCGAGCUCAACCAUCCGGAGGCAGAUGAAGAACGUGGUCAACAACUACACGGACGCGGAGAAGAAGGUGCGUGAGGCCACCUCCAACGACCCGUGGGGCCCAUCCAGCUCGCUGAUGUCAGAGAUCGCCGACCUCACCUACAACGUGGUGGCCUUCUCCGAGAUCAUGACCAUGAUCUGGAGGCGACUCAAUGACCACGGCAAGAACUGGCGGCAUGUCUACAAGGCGCUGACGCUGCUGGACUACCUGGUGAAGACCGGCUCGGAGCGCGUGGCCCUGCAGUGCCGCGAGAACAUCUUCGCCAUCCAGACGCUGAAGGACUUCCAGUACGUGGACCGGGACGGCAAGGACCAGGGCAUCAACGUGCGCGAGAAGUCCAAGCAGCUGGUGACGCUGCUCAAGGAUGACGAGCGGCUGAAGGGCGAGCGUUCGCAGGCGCUGAAGACCAAGGAGCGCAUGGCGCAGGUGGCCACCAGCGUAGGGAGCGGCCCAUCCGGAUUCGGCCGCGGCUCCAGUCAGCCCAACCUGUCUACCAGUCACUCGGAGGAAUACGGCCGCUCAGAAGGCUCGCCCGCCUCCUACCAUGGCUCCACGUCCCCCAACGCGUCCUCGGAGCUGGAGCAGGCGCGGCCGCAGACGAGCGGCGAGGAGGAGCUGCAGCUGCAGCUGGCGCUGGCCAUGAGCCGCGAGGCGGCCGAGCAGGAGGAGAGGAUGAGGCGUGGCGAUGACCUCCGGCUCCAGAUGGCGCUAGAGGAGAGCCGCAAGGACUCGACCACGACUAAAGUGGUGAAGAAGGAGCCCCCCAAAUCGUCCCUGAUGGAUUUAAUGGACAUCGUGCCUGCAGCCUCCGCCCCAGCUCCCGUGUCAGAUCCCUGGGCGGGCCCAAGUGCAAAGGCCGCGGUGGACCCAUGGCAGCCUUAUGCCACUGCCUCCAAGCCAGCCAUCCCCGUGGACCCCUGGGUUUCGUCCUCGUCCCCCACCCCCGCCACUCCUCCUAGGAGCAUCGACCCCUGGGUGGCGCCGGUGGCCCCCGCUGCCACAGCCUCGGAUCCCUGGGCACCUGUGCCCGCCAGCCGACCCAAGGCCCCCGCCUCAGGUACCUUUGACCCCUUCCACACGCUGAAUGGUACAUCCAAGGAGGACCUCUCCGAGUUCGACAGCUUGCGCUCCUCUUCCUCCAUGACAGGUGAAUCCCGAAGCCCUACCCACGCACCGCGGCCCAUGGCUUCCGUCAGUCCCGAUCUGUUUGAUCCGCUGCCGGCAACCACCGCUGCCUCUAGGAAGACCCCCGAAUCCUUCCUGGGCCCCAACGCCGCCUUGGUGAACCUGGACUCGCUGAUCAGCAAGCCUCCACAGCUUGCAUCAGUCUCCAACCCCUUCCUCGCCGCUGGGUCGGCUCCUCCUCCUCCGGUGCAAGUCAACCCCUUCCAGGUGAACCAACCCCAGCCACCCACCCUCAACCAGAUGAGAGUGAAUCCCAUGAUGGGCCCCGGGGCCCAGGGUUUUGGUGGCCUGCCCCAGAUGACCUCCGACCCACUGUCCCUGUCCUCCAUGCCUCCUGGGGGCCCUAUGGCCAUGGUGCCCAUGACGGGCAUGGCAGCGAUUGCACCCGUGGGCAGCGUCCAGCCCUCCAUGGCCGUGCCCCAGCCGCUGCUGACCACGGGGCUGCUGCCAUCGGGGGGCGCCCAAGCCGGCACGACCACCAACCCCUUCCUGUUGUGAGGAGCCGCCCCCUCGGCCCCCUGCCCCUGUCCGCCUCAGAGACAUAGACGAUACAGUCCUUCGUGUGUUCAGGCAGGUGCUGUUUUAAUACAGUUCGCAGUCGCACUGGUUACCUAGCAGUGCGACCCACGGAGGUAGGUACCCAGCUGAGAUUGGCGUGCUUCACCUCUGCCGUGCGUCUUAAGUGUGAUACCCUGUCACCCUUAAAGUCUGCCGUAGCUCCUUGGCAAGACUGUAUAGUAUUUACAAGGGGUACCGAGCGUGCAAAAUCUUUCGAUCACUUUUAUGAAAAAGCCUGAAAAUUUAGUAAUUCUGCUUCACUUUUAUUUUUAGCCUAAUAAAGUAAUGUAUUUACUAAUGCUUUUUUUUUUUUUCUCCCCCAAAGUAACUUAAAUGUUCUACAUCAGUGCAUAUGCUGUGUGUGUAUUCACAGUAUGCAUCGGUAGACACAAGCUAGAGAACCCCAAUCAGUUUGUCAUUCUUCGGAUGCUCUGACCAGGGGUUUUGCACAUGCUAUAGUUACUUUUGCAAUGUUUCUUUUUUUCCCCCCCCCCUGACUGUUGGUUCACCGUUAGUCCUUAGCUCAAGAAGCCAGCCAGUGCCGGGGGCGGGGGAGGGGGCGAUAGUGGUCACCUAGGAGACGCAUGUCCGCCUUCCUGCCUAGGACCCAGGUCUGGAGCCGUUGCAUGCGGUCUUCACAUGCAGCAUAGCGAACUUUUACCGUGUAACUGAACCUUCUGGAAGCAUCAUGCAGAUCCUGCCUUUCUUUUUUCCCCCUCUUUUUUUAAUAAAACCACAGUGUGUAUGUGUAGGAUGUCCUCCAUCCAUACAAUCUGGACAUUUGUUAAUGGGUUUAAUGGUCGUUUAAAUUCAUUGAUUGUCCAGCUCGCUCUGCAAGGUUUUCCAAAUGACUGUUUUAACAUAGACCUGACUGAUCCUCGGGCUUAGAGUUAGGCCUCUCUCUUUUCACGCAGCCACACGUGUAAUUUUUAGUACACAUAUCAGCCCCCCCCCCCCCCAGAAAUCAAUCCUGCCGAAAACAGAUGCAUUAUCUUUUUAAAAGUUUUUAACUGCAUAGAUUUUAAAUAUACAUUAGUACAGAAAUGAGUAUUCAGUCACUAUGUACAGAAACUGGGAGGGUGGGGGGAGGGGGGUUAUCUUGAUCAAAUGUGAAGGAGGUGGGUCAACUCCCCCCCCCCGUUAAGUGGUUUUGACGUUAAUUCAUGCUGACUGUUGAAGCAUAUGGGUAUUUUUGUAAUACCCCCCUCCCCCCAAACCACACAGGGACUUGCCCAGUCAACAGCAGUUGGCUCCGUUUGACAUGUGAUCAACCGGUUUUGUUUUUACAGGUCGUUUAAUUUUAGUCUGGCAGGUUUGCGAUAAAGGCGUUUUAGCAAGAAAAUUGGGGGGGGGGGAUUCCUCCAACCACAGAACAAAUGUUUAAAAGAAAAGGAAAAAAAAAAAACAACACUGUGCUUUAUCUUUUCACUCGUUAGGCAGUUAAAUGUGGUGAUGAUCAACAGGAAAAACCAGACCUGGCAAAUUGAACUGUGGAGCGUUCGGUCAUGUGGAAGAUUUGCUCGGUUUCUCCCUGCUGUGAUGCUUCACAUAAAGUAAUGAGAAACAGCUACUUACAAGCACAAUAAAACUGCAGCGUAUCACUAUGAAAAGACACUUACCAAAGUCACAUCUCUGGCAUUUUAUUCCAAAGCAGGAUGUAAUGUUUCACUUUUCUUACUGAUAUGUAGACACUUCUUUACUUCUUGUAGGCCCUAUGGUUUAUUUUUCUCUCUCCUUGAUCACUGCCGAUUUUAUCUUUUUCUACUUAAUUUGCCGUUAGCACCCUCUGCUGGAACUGUCACAGUAGUGCAGUUUUGUACAGCUCUGUAGCAAAUUGGUGGGUGUGUUCAGAUCUUAGCUAGCUUACCUAUCAAGACACGUACUCAGGCGUAAGGGAGGGGGGGGGGACAGCUUUAAGCUAUGUUUAUAUACUUUAAUCCGAUAGAUGUUGACGUGCUGAACAGGUUCUAACUUUAUAUUAAAAAUGCUUAUCCCUGCAGAUGAGUAUAAUAUGAAUAUGCAAAAUUGGAAGUAAAAAAAAAAAAAAAAGCUAAUGACAUUUAUCACAUGUUGCAAAUGUUUUGCAAUGUCUAUGAACUACAUACAAUAUCUAGGUCAAUUUGUCACUCUUGUUUGCAUCUCAUUCAGUGUGUUUUCCCAUUGGUUUCUGUUACUAUGUAUUCAUGCAUUUAUUGUUCAGGACUAACAUUGUGAGCAUAUUCAAGUCUAUUUUUCCAUGUAAUUGUCUGUAUAUUUACCAAACUGUUUCAUAUUACUGGGAGCAGGCUGCUUGUUAUGGAAAUGUGCUCAACUUGUUUGGCAUUAUAACUGUAUAAUUUAUCAUUUGUACUAUUGUAACAUAUUUUUCUGUACCUUAUUUCUUAAUGUUUUUUUUUGUGUCUGUAGAGAAGUCACAUGAGUAAUGUGAUGUUUUAACAUCACCUAAAUAGCAGCGACAUGCUGAAAUACCUCUAGCUGCGAAGGUAAAAAUAAACUAUCAGUCCGGCUUUU